AUGGAGCAAGUGGGAAAGAUCAUCUUUUACCAAGACCAGAACUUCCAGGGUGACUAUUACGAGUGCAGCAGUGACUGUCCCGAGCUGAGUAGUCACUUGAGUCGCUGCGGCUCUGUGCGUGUCAAGAGCGGGGCCUGGGUUCUGUUCGAGAGGCCCAACUACUUGGGCGGCCAGUACGUCCUCACUAGUGGCGAGUACCCAGACUACCAACACUGGAAGGGCAGCACUGACAGCGUCCGCUCAUGCCACGCUAUCCCCAAUUUUUCUGGCACAUUCCGAAUCCGCGUUUACGAGAAGCCUGAUUUCAGUGGUCAAAUGCUGGAGUGCACGCAAGAUGUCAAUCAGCUAUCAGAUGUUUGGUCUCCUGGGGCCAUUCACUCUGCCCAAGUACAGGAUGGCGCCUGGAUCUUCUACGAGCUUCCAGACUAUCGCGGACGGCAGUACCUGUUGGAGAGGGGCCAGUACCGCCGCUUUGGUGAGUGGGCCGCCAUGGAGCCCACGGUGGGAUCUCUUCGGCGUGUCCGUGACAUUUAG
This is a messenger RNA of Syngnathus typhle (broad-nosed pipefish), 534 nucleotides long. It is a transcript of the gene crygs3, whose product is annotated as crystallin, gamma S3. Gene Ontology annotation, biological process: lens development in camera-type eye; visual perception. Gene Ontology annotation, molecular function: structural constituent of eye lens. The transcript is spliced from 3 exons. Lineage: Eukaryota; Metazoa; Chordata; Actinopteri; Syngnathiformes; Syngnathidae. The record is from RefSeq and is a predicted model, not a curated record. Bases 1 to 534 code for a protein of 177 amino acids.